Molecule: messenger RNA, 3649 nt
Organism: Sardina pilchardus (European sardine)
Lineage: Eukaryota; Metazoa; Chordata; Actinopteri; Clupeiformes; Clupeidae
Product: ephexin-1
Exons: 17
Coding region: 350-2995 (881 amino acids)
Biological process (GO): activation of GTPase activity
Cellular component (GO): cytoplasm; nucleus
Molecular function (GO): protein binding; guanyl-nucleotide exchange factor activity
Source: RefSeq, a predicted model, not a curated record
CUGUCUGAAGUUAACGCCCUCAAAUACCACAAGAGGUCAUGCAACAAAGAAACGUCACAACAUGUUCUGAGUCUCAGCUUCACUCCCCCGCUUCUCUGUCGUAAAUUUUCCGAAAAAUCAGUUGCACAGCCCGGCUCCAGUAAUCCAACAACAUCUUUCCUGGAAAUCACCUGAGGAACCUGUGAAGUGUCACAGAAAAGGACAGAUGAGAGGAGAGGGCAGGAGAGGAAUCUUGUGGAUUUGUGAAAGCUUGGAGUUAAAGACAACAAGCACCUUUCUCAUCUGGAGCAGUUGUGGUGGCGCCAUAAAACUCUGAUUCUGUGCCAAUAGCAAGCUGUAGGAUAUCUGGAUGUCCACAAACUCUAACGUUAACAGGCCCACAGUACCCCCCAGACCACAGGUCCCUCCUAAACCUGAUCUCAGGGGUGCGCAAUGGCGGAGGUCCACCGACAUCAUCGUCAGGACAGAGGCGGGAGAGGAGGGAGCGCAAGACCGGAAGCGACAGCUGGCCAAGCACAAGUCCUUACCAGCUGUGGUCAAUGGGAGCCUUACACUGAGCCAGUCAGCUGGUCAAAACCCUGGUCAAGCCAACACACAGGAAACACCAGCCUCUCCAGUCAGAGUUAGACCAAUACCCAAACCACGUCGACGGAAGACAGCACAAAACAGUCUAGCUCUGUCUGAGGGCAGUGCUGACCGAGAGAUGUCUAUUCUUGAAUCUCAGUCAACAAGAAGCAGCGCAUACAAUCCCAGCGAGACUACCGCGACCCAGUCCACCUGCCACUCAUACUGUCCUUGUGCCUGUCACCGCACGCCUGAAUCCACACCCAAGUGCGAUGCUCACAAGCUAUCCUACAUGCCCCCUCCACCAGAGGACAACACCAUCCACCUAGAGUACUGGCACAUCGUCCAGCCUGGAAAGAGGAAACCUAGCCGUACCCCUCCCUCCAUCCCACUUCCAUGUCUCCCGCUGCGAGAAGUGCCAGAAUCAUUGCUACCAACGACAGGUGAAUCUGAGGAGCCUGAUAUAUUGGAGCCUGUAUAUAUGGAGGUGGCCUCCGACGACGAGGAGCACAGCAGUCAAAUAACAAGUAAUCCCACAGAAUCAUCAAUUCAGUCUGUUGAGAUACCAACAUUUCAGAAUGGAAACACCAGAUCUUCUCCGUGUCCUGGGAGGAAGUCUUUGCCAUCAAUGAUGAAUAUGAAUUGCAAAAUCACUGACAAAAUUCAUCCUGAUCAUCAAGACAUGGAUGGAAUUCCCAAAAAGGUCUACCAACACUGUCAAGAAGAGAAACAGAACACUGAGUCAGUAAAAUCCAAAGGGAAAAGAAAGAAGCUCUCCCCUUUGGAACUUCUGCUGUCCCCAUUUCAGAGUAAGCAUCAAGCAAAGCGGGUAGCAGACCAGAAGGACUCCACAACCACCUGUGACAGCCAAAUGUCUUCAACGGAGGACAAUCUACAGGAGCACUCUCCCACAGAAAUAUCUGUGUCAAACCCAGACAAGAAACCUGGAGUUCAGGAGGACACGUGUUUGUCUUCCUCAGAGGAGGAGACUGAGAGGCGCAAAGUGGAGGACUCAGAAAUAGUGUCCAGGAGGGGGCGAUGUCCUACACUGGAGGGGCUGUGGCAGGAACGCAGCAUAGUGAAGAAGAAAGGGAUACUCAGCCAGCUCAGCAAAGAGCAGCUCCUCCUUCAAGAGUGCUUGUAUGAAGUGGUGACCACAGAGCACACAUACUUGAAGAGUUUAGAUGUAGUUGUUGAGCAUUUCCUGGAGUCCCCAGAGCUCAACCAAGUCCUAGAGCCCAGGGACCGCAAGUCUCUCUUCUCAGGCAUCUCCAAGAUCCGACAGAUGAGUCAGAACUUUCUUCAUGACAUGAAGGAGGAGCUGAACUCCAACCUCUUUUGUGACACCUGUAAGGUCAUCCAGAGGUAUGCCACAGGGCCUUUCGGUGCGUAUGUUGACUACAUCCGCAACAUGCCCUACCAAGAGCAGACUCUACACCAUCUGGAACAAAGGAGUCCCCAAAUAAUAGGAAUUCUACGAAAGCUUCAAGAGGACCCUCGCUGUAACCGCCUGUCACUCAAAUCUUACCUGGUUCUCCCUUUCCAGCGGGUCACACGUCUCAAGAUCCUAGUUGAGGCUAUUCUGAAGAAAACUGAGCCAGGGUCUCAAGGUCAGGCGUCGGCUGAAGGAGCCCUAAAGGGUGUUUCCAAGAUAGUUGAGGCAUGCAAUCGUGAGGUUGGCAAAAUGAAGCAGAUGGAGGAGCUGGUGCGCAUUGCAAACAAAGCAGAAUUUGAGUGCAAGGCUUUGCCGCUGGUGUCCUCCUCUCGGUGGCUGCUGAAACAGGGGGAGCUGGCUCAGCUCUCCGCAAAGGAGAACAUCUUUGGCCAGAGAAAGCUCUUUCCCAUUUACCUUUUCCUCUUCAAUGACCUGCUGCUCCUAGCCACAAGGAAAGGGCCAGACCGUUUUGUGGUGCGCGACCAUGCCCAUCGCUCCCUUGUAGAGAUCAUCAGUGUGGAGGAUGAGGAGGACCUGGAAGGGUGCGAACGCGACAGAACGUUCCAGCUCGCCCUCCUGAAGAACCACAGAGGAGGCACCUCACAUCUCCUGUUGCAAGCCCCCUCUCAAGCAGAGAAAGCCAGCUGGAUGGGAAUGCUGACACAGAGAAAAGAUGGUGACGAAGAGAUUUAUGAGGAGUGGGACUGUCCUCAGGUCCAAUGCACCGUGGCCUACCAAGCACAGCAUCAGGGUGAACUGAGUUUACAGCUGGGUGACAUCAUUAAUGUAAUCCAGAAGACCACCGAAGGCUUUCUGGAGGGCUGGAGGGUGGAUGGAGAACGUGGUUGGUUCCCAGCAGCUUGCGUUGUGGAGAUCACCAAUGAGCAUGUGCAGAGGCGCCAUCUUCGUCAGCGCUACCAUGUCAUGCAAGCAGCCAAUCGAGUGUUGUGUCGACGUCUGGGAAAUGACAAGACAGGGACCGCCUGUUUUCGAUAGUCCUGUAAUAAACCAAUCCCUGAAUAUAGGGAAUGUAUGGCUGAGUUUACUACUGAUGACUGGUUGUGGUCAACAUCUGCUGUUUGUCUCUAAUGCCCUUGCCAUAUCUUCCAUUUUGAAAAUAGUAUCACCUGUGCUAUCUGUUACUGGGUGAAUGUUCAGCAGACAAUUCCAGCAUCAACUGUAAAAUAGUUAUGCUUGUCUUUGCCGUUUCUGAUGAAACCUGUGUGAAACCUGUUAAAAAAAAAAGUGGUCUGCCAUGCAUAGUGGGAAUGAGUUAAUUUCCUGUUAACAUGAUUUUUUUUAAACUUUAGGACCAGGGCUACAAGAAAAUACCCAUGAAGUCUAAUCUUGGGGGGGGUGCAUGUGGACCCCUACUAGCCCAUAGACUAUGUACAUCCACAAAGUAUCCAACACCACUGAGAAUCAGAUUGUGGUGAAUUCUAUAUGUCGACAUGUCCUGAGACCAGAUUAUAUUGAGACACCAUGCACUUUGACAAACAGACAUACCAACAGCCACAUUUUUUUAAUGUAUAUAUUUGUUGUUGUUGUUAUUGUUGUUGUUGUUGUUGUUGCAUAUACCUGCAUAUAAGGUGCUGGUAAUCUUUAAUGCAGUAGUCUUUCUUAAAUAAACUUUUUAUUAUAUUAUAUCAA